Molecule: messenger RNA, 3237 nt
Organism: Perca flavescens (yellow perch)
Lineage: Eukaryota; Metazoa; Chordata; Actinopteri; Perciformes; Percidae
Product: RAC-beta serine/threonine-protein kinase
Exons: 14
Coding region: 955-2397 (480 amino acids)
Biological process (GO): protein phosphorylation
Molecular function (GO): ATP binding; protein serine/threonine kinase activity
Source: RefSeq, a predicted model, not a curated record
UGUAAAAUAUAUUGGAUUACGAGAUAAAUGGAGUAGCCUGUAACUAAUAGCUAAUACAAUAGCUUUACUAACGUUACCUCGCUAUUAGCAAGGCUACAUCAGUAACCUACAAGAAGGCAUAGCUAUACUCGCUAAUGUAAGAUAGUGGUCAAUAAUAAUAAACAAUUCCAAUGUAUGGUAACGUUAGAUACAAAACUCGUUAGUAACAUUACGGUACAUUGGCGUAUGGAAAGCAUAAGUGUGUCUUUGUCACUGUCAAACACUAGCUAGCUAAUUUAGCUAAUAUGUGAUACUAACGUUAAACUUAAAGGUGAAUUAGCAAAGUUAGCUACUUCUAUCUUAAAAUACAUACAAGUUAUUUCAAAUUCAAGAAUUAUGAAUUGGUGUGUUGGUGUUUCAGGUGCACAGUAAUGUUAUAUAUAGUUUCAUUGACGAUGUUUGUUACAUUUACCAACUUAAUCUCCCGUAAACGGUUCGUUGACAGAGCAGUGAAUGCAUCACUGUUAGCAUACAACUAACAGCUGUCAGCGUGCUAACCGCUAACGUUAACUAACCAGUAACUAGUGUCAACGUUAAAUGGCAGGCUAGCAAAACAGCUAACAACAACAACGAGAUUAGCUUACAUUAAUUUAGUGAUUUGGUUGGUAAAAACGAACAUUGAACUAUAUUUGCUACUACGUAGCUAAAUGUCUUCUUAAUCUCUAACGUUAUAUUUUCCAGUAGCGUUAACGUUAGCUAGCUAGCUAAGUGUUAAUGUAACAUUAGCUACAUUAGUUUAAAGUUAGCUCUUCUCCCUGCAGUAAUGUUACCUUGCUCUGUUCAAAAGCCAGAUCACACACGAAAUACGGGGUGCUGUUCUGGUUUGAUAACUGUAACUAAGACUUGAACAGGCCAAACGAGAAAUCCACUGUUCCCCUCCCCGACCUUCUGUUCCUGACCCUCACAUCUUUCACCAUGAAUGAAGUUAAUAUAGUCAGAGAGGGCUGGCUUCACAAAAGAGGUGAAUAUAUCAAAACAUGGAGGCCCAGGUAUUUUAUCCUGAAGAGUGACGGUUCCUUCAUUGGCUACAAGGAGAAGCCUGAUCUAAACGACCAGACUUCACCACCACUCAACAACUUCUCAGUGGCAGAGUGCCAGUUAAUGAAGACUGAAAGACCCCGCCCCAACACAUUCGUCAUUCGUUGCCUACAGUGGACCACUGUCAUUGAACGCACCUUUCACGUGGACAGCAAUGAGGAGAGAGAAGAGUGGAUGCGGGCAAUCCAGUCAGUGGCAAAUAGUCUGAAGAUGCGGGAACAAGAGGAGGAUGAACCAAUGGAUAUGUUUGGCUCACCCAGCGAAAGCAGCCUGGAGGAUAUGGAGGUGUUGAUGUCCAAGAACCGCUCCAAAGUGACAAUGAGUGACUUUGAGUACCUGAAGUUGCUUGGAAAGGGGACAUUUGGGAAGGUGAUUCUGGUCAAAGAAAAGUCGACCGGAGUACAUUAUGCCAUGAAAAUACUGCGCAAAGAGGUCAUCAUAGCCAAGGAUGAGGUGGCCCAUACAGUUACAGAGAGCAGAGUGUUACAAAACACACGACACCCCUUCCUCACGACACUGAAGUAUGCCUUCCAAACCCACGAUCGACUCUGUUUUGUAAUGGAAUAUGCCAACGGAGGCGAGCUCUUCUUCCACCUGUCACGGGAACGAGUGUUCACAGAAGACCGGGCACGCUUCUAUGGUGCUGAGAUUGUGUCGGCGCUCGAGUACCUCCACUCACGUGACGUUGUUUAUCGUGAUCUAAAGCUGGAGAAUCUGAUGCUGGAUAAAGACGGCCACAUCAAAAUCACAGAUUUUGGCCUUUGUAAGGAAGGCAUUACCCCUGACGCUACCAUGAAAACCUUCUGUGGUACUCCUGAAUAUCUGGCACCUGAGGUCCUAGAAGAUAAUGACUAUGGCCGGGCGGUGGACUGGUGGGGUCUUGGUGUAGUCAUGUAUGAGAUGAUGUGCGGCCGUCUGCCUUUUUACAACCAAGACCAUGAGCGUUUGUUUGAGCUCAUCCUCAUGGAGGAAAUCCGCUUCCCCAGGAACCUGUCGCCCGAGGCCAAGUCCCUGCUGGCUGGCCUGCUCAAGAAAGACCCCAAACAGAGGUUGGGUGGAGGUCCCACUGAUGCCAAAGAAGUAAUGAGUCACAAAUUUUUUAUCGUCAUCAACUGGCAGGAUGUGGUACAAAAGAAGCUUACCCCACUGUUCAAACCGCAAGUGACAUCAGAGACAGACACCCGGUACUUUGAUGAUGAGUUCACAGCACAGACCAUCACGCUCACUCCUCCAGACAAGUAUAACAGUCUGGACUGCGAGGACCCUGGCCAGCAAGCGCAUUUCCCCCAGUUCUCCUACUCUGCUAGCAUAAGAGAGUGAUAGCAUCUCUGCCACACACACACAAACACACACAAAAACAAAUGAGGCAUGAACACCUUGGCCACAUCCUUACAGCUGUAAAAUGACCAGAACCUCCAUCUUUAAUGAGGUUUAGUCCGCCAGCAUCGAAGUGCCUCAGCUGGCAGCCAUAUUGUUUUAUAGAAGCCCCCUCUGUCAACACUACGGUCAAAGCCUGGUCAUAGUGACUGUACUGUAUCAAACUGGACUUCAGGACCUCACAUAGUCAUCAGCACAACUGAAAAACAACUGUCUGAAGCACCUUUUGGAUGGCCUAUAACUGCUGCUGCUUUUUCAAUAUAAACCGUUGAUAAUUUUUAGCACUCUCUUUUAAUGGUCUUUAUGGACAGUUUCUUUCAUGAUGUUUCCAAGUGCUCUUCUUCAGAACUAGCUGUUACAACUGGUGAUAGACAGGUUAUUAUAUGAGAAAGUUGCGGGGCAGUUUGUUGGGUGUUUCUGUUAGGUGUGUGUGUGGAUCUUUUUUCUUUCUUUUUUUUGAGAAAAAAGAGGGCAUUAAGUCCAAACUGGAUGUCAUCAGUUGAGUCAGAGGGAGUCUGUGAGAGCAAGAGGUUUUGUGUGUGUCUUAAUACAACACUUGCCCAACAUGCAUCAGGAACAACAGAUUAAUUGAUAAGACAUGAUUAUCAAGGUGUCUCCGUGGAGAAAGCGUAAGAUGAGGUGUUGGAGAGAGGCUGUCCUUUAACUGUAUGCAAUGAAAACACAUCACUUGUUUAUUAGUUUGCUCUCAUCUCAAACUUUGAUCUUUGUUAACAGAUCUGUCAAGUGUGACACAUCAAUUAAUGGGAAUUGGGAAUACCUUAA